Messenger RNA from Pan troglodytes (chimpanzee), 1825 nucleotides. RefSeq names its product hyaluronan binding protein 4 (gene HABP4). Gene Ontology annotation, molecular function: RNA binding. Bases 112 to 1353 code for a protein of 413 amino acids. The transcript is spliced from 8 exons. Gene Ontology annotation, biological process: positive regulation of translational initiation; positive regulation of RNA splicing. Gene Ontology annotation, cellular component: cytoplasm; nucleus. NCBI's taxonomy places the organism in Eukaryota, Metazoa, Chordata, Mammalia, Primates, Hominidae. The record is from RefSeq and is a predicted model, not a curated record.
AGGGCCCGGAGGGCGGUGGCGGCGGAGCGGGCGGCAUGGGUCCUGGCCGCCGGCUUCGCUGAGACGCGCUCGCGUGGGCUGCGCUCCCGGGCCCGCAGUGGUCGCGGCGGCAUGAAGGGCGCUCUGGGGAGUCCCGUGGCUGCCGCCGGCGCCGCGAUGCAGGAGAGUUUCGGCUGCGUGGUGGCCAACCGCUUCCAUCAGCUGCUGGACGACGAGUCGGACCCGUUCGACAUCCUGCGCGAGGCCGAGCGCCGGCGCCAGCAGCAGCUGCAGCGCAAGAGGCGCGACGAGGCGGCGGCGGCGGCCGGGGCCGGUCCCCGCGGCGGCAGGAGCCCAGCCGGGGCCUCGGGCCACAGAGCCGGCGCGGGCGGCCGGAGGGAGUCGCAGAAGGAGCGCAAGAGCCUCCCGGCGCCCGUCGCUCAGCGGCCCGAUAGCCCCGGGGGCGGCCUGCAGGCGCCGGGCCAGAAGCGGACUCCUAGAAGAGGGGAGCAGCAAGGAUGGAAUGACAGCCGUGGGCCGGAGGGGAUGCUCGAAAGAGCUGAGCGGAGAUCCUACAGGGAAUACCGACCCUAUGAGACAGAGAGGCAGGCGGACUUCACAGCUGAGAAGUUUCCAGAUGAAAAACCAGGUGAUAGGUUUGAUCGAGACAGACCGUUGAGAGGACGUGGAGGCCCGAGAGGGGGUAUGCGCGGCAGAGGCAGAGGUGGCCCUGGGAACAGAGUUUUUGACGCUUUUGACCAGAGAGGAAAGCGAGAAUUUGAAAGAUAUGGUGGGAAUGACAAAAUAGCAGUCAGAACUGAAGACAACAUGGGUGGAUGUGGAGUUCGAACCUGGGGAUCGGGUAAAGAUACCAGUGAUGUGGAGCCAACUGCACCGAUGGAGGAACCCACAGUGGUGGAGGAGUCCCAGGGCGCCCCGGAAGAGGAGUCUCCAGCCAAAGUUCCUGAGUUGGAGGUAGAAGAAGAAACCCAAGUUCAAGAGAUGACUUUAGAUGAGUGGAAAAAUCUUCAAGAACAGACCAGACCAAAGCCUGAGUUUAACAUCCGGAAACCAGAAUCCACUGUUCCUUCCAAAGCCGUGGUGAUUCACAAGUCAAAAUACAGAGAUGAUAUGGUAAAAGAUGACUAUGAGGACGAUUCCCAUGUUUUCCGGAAACCCGCCAAUGACAUCACAUCCCAGCUGGAGAUUAAUUUUGGUAACCUCCCUCGUCCUGGGCGUGGAGCCAGAGGAGGCACCCGGGGAGGCCGGGGAAGGAUCAGGAGGGCAGAGAACUAUGGACCCAGAGCAGAAGUGGUGAUGCAAGAUGUUGCCCCCAACCCGGAUGACCCGGAAGAUUUCCCUGCGCUGUCUUGAAAGAGCCCUGUUUCCCAGCACCGCGGAGCUGCACUGCACACCUGUGGGGAGACUUUUCCGGCUGGGCCAAGGAGUCAGACUCUAAGAACAAUAGAUGUUGCUUUUCCCGUGUCGUGUAAAUUUGUUGCACUUUUUCGGGCUGGGCUGUUAGAGGUGCUUCUCCAGAGGCUCGAGAGCAGGCCAUUUCCCAAGAAGAUGAAGAAUGGUGACUGUGUUUUUAUUGAAGGAAUUUCAAAUGAAGAACAGGAAUAAUGUUUAAAAUGUGUAUAUAGAGAUAGUAUAGACUCCUCCGCGGAAGCAUGGAGGGAAAGGAGGUUGUAAAAUAGACUCCAUGGAGACUCUUAGGAAGCAGUAGAUUCCCAGGGUCUGUGCCUUUAGCGUUAGAGGAAACACAUAGAGCUGGAACUGUUAAUGGAAAGCAGUCACAGCUGAGUUUUCAGAGACCAAGAAAUUAAAAUACAAUUGCACUUAC